AUGAAAUUGUCAAAUGAAGCUAUUAUUAAAUGCGGUGUUCCACAAGGAUCAAUUUUGGCUCCAUUGCUAUUUCUAACAUUUAUCAAUGAUUUUCCAAACUGCCUUGUUAAUUCCAAAGCUGACCUUUAUGCUGAUGAUACUCAAGUGUAUACUGCAUCGCAGAAUAUAUCUGAACUUGAAAUUAAGCUAAAUAAAGAUCUAGCUGAAAUUGAAGUAUGGCUUCGUGCUAACAGAUUACAAGUCAACAUCACUAAAACCGAAUACAUGUUAAUCGGAACUGACCACAGACUAAGUAAUUUGGACCAUGAACCAGUCCUAAUACUCAAUCAUAACAUUCUCAAGCGAGUUUCAAAAUAA
Paramuricea clavata is the source of this 357-nucleotide messenger RNA. NCBI's taxonomy places the organism in Eukaryota, Metazoa, Cnidaria, Anthozoa, Malacalcyonacea, Plexauridae. The record is from the annotation of a GenBank genome assembly.